CUCUCUCUCUUUCUCUCUGUCUCACUCUCUCACUCACCGGAGCAAAGUGAUGUCGGUGUGUUCUUCAUCGUCGUCUUCUUCUUCUUCUCAGAAAACAUGGAUUGUACACGGGAUCUUGGCCGGAGCAGCGAUUGCUGCGGCAAUUGGCGCAAGUGCGUAUCUGGGUCGAUCCAGAAAAUUCCGGAGCCGGGUCGUCGGAAUCAUCCCCGCACGUUACGCUUCCUCUCGAUUCGAGGGUAAGCCUCUCGUGCAAAUCCUCGGCAAACCCAUGAUCCAGAGGACUUGGGAGAGGUCGAAAUUAGCUACUACGCUUGAUCAUAUUGUUGUAGCCACGGAUGAUGAAAGGAUUGCGGAGUGCUGUCGUGGAUUUGGUGCCGAUGUCAUCAUGACUUCAGAGUCUUGUAGAAAUGGCACUGAGCGGUGCAAUGAAGCGCUAGAAAAGCUGGAGAAGAAGUAUGAUGUGGUUGUUAACAUUCAAGGAGAUGAACCACUCAUUGAGCCUGAGAUUAUAGAUGGUGUAGUCAAAGCACUUCAGGUAACACCUGAUGCAGUGUUUAGCACAGCGGUGACAUCAUUGAAACCAGAAGACGGGCUUGAUCCUAACCGAGUUAAAUGUGUGGUGGACAAUCGUGGCUAUGCUAUCUAUUUCUCGAGGGGUUUGAUUCCUUAUAACAAGAGUGGUAAAGUCAAUCCAGAUUUUCCGUACAUGCUUCAUCUUGGAAUUCAGAGCUUUGAUUCAAAGUUUCUGAAAGUAUAUUCGGAGCUUCAACCAACGCCAUUGCAGCAAGAAGAGGAUCUAGAGCAGCUCAAAGUCCUUGAGAAUGGCUACAAAAUGAAGGUUAUAAAGGUGGAUCAUGAAGCUCAUGGCGUUGAUACACCCGAUGAUGUCGAAAAGAUUGAAUCUUUAAUGCGCGAGAGAAACCUAUCCUAGUCCACAAAGACAAAAUCCAAAUCGUGCUUUCAAAUUUUUUACUUUUUCCGUUACUUUUUUCCGGAGACUUGUGUGAUCGAUCGAACCAGGGACUAGUAUAAAUGUAAUUGAAUUCA
Messenger RNA from Arabidopsis arenosa, 1047 nucleotides. The record is from the annotation of a GenBank genome assembly. Lineage: Eukaryota; Viridiplantae; Streptophyta; Magnoliopsida; Brassicales; Brassicaceae.